Molecule: messenger RNA, 2895 nt
Organism: Micropterus salmoides (largemouth bass)
Lineage: Eukaryota; Metazoa; Chordata; Actinopteri; Centrarchiformes; Centrarchidae
Gene: rassf6
Product: Ras association domain family member 6
Exons: 11
Coding region: 1542-2582 (346 amino acids)
Biological process (GO): signal transduction
Source: RefSeq, a predicted model, not a curated record
CCUGUACCUGGAAAGGUGCCCUUGGAUCCCUGUUAAAAUCCAGACAAAUAAAAGGCAGAUUUAAGUGUUUCUCAGGCAUGCAUCAUUCAGACCUCUGACCUGACUGACCUCUGUUUAUCUUAAUCAAUUUAUCACACAGUAAAUUAAAGGAUAGAGCUUUAAAUAAAAAUAGAGAGGUUACAUGAUAAAAUAAUAUGAUGGAAAGAAUUAAAAUUAAUAAAAAAUUAAGGGAGCUUAUAAGCAAAUAAACAGGUAAGCAAUGCAAUUUGCAGCUAAACAAGUUAGACAAGUUAAAGAGACUAAGUUAAAGAUUCCUAUCUGAAUUUUAAGCUCACUCAUCACUUAGUCCCACUCAUAACUCUGCCUUUGUUAUAUGCUUUGUACAGGUAUAAGCAGAAUACCUUGAGUCAGUAAAGUGUAAUAUUAGUUCCACUUUCCUCUCCCUAAGCUAAACAUGAAACAAACAUAAAAAAUAUGCGGCUGUUCCUAGUACAGUUGCUGCUGUCUGACAAACAUUUAGCUUGUUCUUUUCCUGAUGAUUUUAUUGAUUUUGCUUAAGUAAAACUUCUGUGCUUAAUCUUAGUUGCCACAACCUGUUCACUGCUAGCCAUGAACAUAACGGUACUUAACAUAAUGGUACUUAUUUAAGGGGUUUAUACUGAUCCUAUACAUUCUAUCAUUAUUACUAUGUAUUAAUGACACUUUUUCAUUCUGAACAACUAACUUGUAACUUACAGUCGAAUUACAAAGAAGGUGUUCUCACUUUUACAUGUUUAGAAUAAAAAGCACAUAAGAAUUCAUCAUAUGUUAAACACAUUAGACAUGUUAUCAUUAUGUGGAAUACCAUUUCACAUGUAAUUUUGUGAAAUGUAAAACAUCACGUGUGAUUCCACACGGUCCACAUGCCAUAUUGGCACAUGCUUUUUUUGGACAAUGACAAUGUGGGAUUUACUACAUGUUGCGUACUGCACCUUUAAAUUUUGUUGUUGCUGGUGUAAAAUGGUUCAUCCCUCUGUACAAGAGUGAGCUGUCAGUCUAACAGGGAGUGGAGGUCUGCUGGGAUGACAACUGCUGAAUACCUGAGAUAUUUCUUAGCAGCAAACAGGCUGAGACAGAGAGAGAUCGAAAGAGUGAAAGAAAGGGACAAACAGCACAGACUGCUGUGUCAUUCAGAAGAACAGAGGGAGAAAGAUUUAAUUAACAAAAAAGAGAAGCCACAUGGAUAUUCCAACAGGCGCACAGGCACAGGCUUCAGUGUCUCCGACAGAAGAAUAAACAAAUGGUUGGGUCUACACUGUCAUCACUGGUUACUGGGUGGAGUACUGUUAUUAAAUCUCUUGGAGACAAAAAAAGAAAGUGAAAGAGUAAAGGCACAGCUAGAGAGAGAGCGAGAGAGGGAUAAAUAUAACACAAAAAACUUCAGAGACAGAGCAAGAGAGAGAGGAAAUAGAUAUUUAAAGCGCAGAAAGAAGAAAGACAGAGACAAAGAAACAGAUUUAAGAAGAGAGCUCUGAUUUGCCAUGUUAGAGAAGUAAACAAAGAUGACUGAAGCAGCAUGUUUCCAAGUGAUCCAGGCAGGGGACAGGAGGAAACUGUCCAGAGCAGAGUUUCUCUCACUGCUGAGAACCUACAACUACUUCCUAAAGGACCAGACUCAGCUGCACCUCAGUUACUCCCAGGGUGCUGAUGGAGUGGUGGUGGUGGAAGGGUUCCUGAACAUCUCCUGGGGAGUGCGAAGACCCAUAAGGCUGAAAAUACAGGACGAAAAGCAGAUGAUUCCCUUUGCUCUUCCGAUUUCGUCUGACCCAACCAGUCCAGUCAGCCCGCUCGAAAACGAGAGGGGUAUGACACGAUGGGGAGAAUAUGUUGACCUUCACCAGAUUGAUGAGAUGGCUGAGACAACACAGGACACAGUGGUCAACAGUCCUUUACCAGGCCCAGUUGUUUAUGAGACCACCACACUGCGUCAUGUGAGGCGUAAGAACUCAGAGCUGGAGGCGGAGUCCAACCUGUUUCGCUGUAUGAGUGACGCCUCAUUGGUCAAGAGGAGGAAGGGAAGGGGCAUGUCAGCAGCACAAAGAGAGAAAGUUAGACAACAUCGCUUUUCUAUCAAUGGACACUUCUAUAACUAUAAGACCUCUAUCUUCACUCCGUCCUUUGGUACUCCAACUAAAGUUCGUAUCUCCAGCAGGAUGACCACAAACCAGGUCAUUGAACAGCUAUUAAACAAGUUCAAGAUAGAGAACGAUCCCCAGGAGUUUGCUCUGUACUGUGUCCAUCAGAGUGGAGAAAAGAGGAAGCUCAGUAACAGAGACCUGCCCCUAUGGGAGCGCAUACUACAGGGUCCCUCUGAUGACAUCAUGAGGAUCUUUUUGAUGGACAUGGACGAAGAGGAAGUUAGCAAUGAUGUAGCCCAGUAUCUGAACCUGGAGCUUCCUAUCCUGCAGCAGUUUCUGCUGAAACUCAAAGAGGAGGAGAACAGAGAAAUACAGAGCGUCAUUGGCAAGUACCACCACCAGCACAGACUGCUAUCCCAUAUGUUGAACUGUAAGACAUCCCCUCACAUUGAGACCAGUGUCUGAUGACUGCCGAUCUGAAUCACUGACACAGGAUCAGUUACAAGCAAAACUCAUAUUUAACUUCAUAAUUACAGUUAAUGAUGCAAAGGAUGAUUUUGGAACAUACCACAUGACAACACUACAGAUGAACAACAAAGAAGUGACAAAAUACAUGGUACUUUCUCAAGUCUUACAAACUUAGUCACUUAUAUCAAUUUUAUUUGCUGUAUUCCUUCAUUUUUUUUAGAGUUUGUAAAAUAAGCAAGAUGCUACUGUAAAUAACUGUAAAUCAGUGUUGUGUGUUCAUUAAUAAAUAUGAGUUGUGGGACCAGCAUGA